Molecule: messenger RNA, 2479 nt
Organism: Drosophila busckii
Lineage: Eukaryota; Metazoa; Arthropoda; Insecta; Diptera; Drosophilidae
Gene: SF1
Product: splicing factor 1
Exons: 6
Coding region: 206-2458 (750 amino acids)
Biological process (GO): regulation of mRNA splicing, via spliceosome
Cellular component (GO): nucleus
Molecular function (GO): mRNA binding; zinc ion binding
Source: RefSeq, a predicted model, not a curated record
AACUGCAUAUAUAAAGAAAAUAAUUGAUAAAAAUAAGCAAAAAAUACAUUAACAAACCAAUAACUGUUGCUCGCAACACUUACUGGAACAUUUACUAACAACUUAUGCGUAAAUAGUACACGACGGGAGUGUACAUGUGUGUGGCACUGCGGCAUAUGAAAGUGCAAUACUAAAAAUAAAAUUAUAAUUUACUUAUAAUUGCAAUAUGAACGCUACGUCUGAUUUGGAGUAUGCCGGUAACGGCAAAGAAACCAAUGGCAGUCGAGAUAAGGACCGGUCGCGCUCCAGAGACCGUGGCAGAGACAAGGAUAAAGACAGGGAACGUGAGAAAAAGCGCAAAGAUCGUGAGCGUAGCAAAGAUAGGGAGAGUCGCAGACGAGAUAGUAGGGAACGCGAUAAGGACCGAGACCGUGGGGACCGGGAUCGAGAACGUGAACGCGAGUCGCGGUCACAUCGCAGCCGUGAUGAUGAUGAUUACGAUAGGCGUCGAAAGCGUUCACGCAGCAAGGAUCGCGAGCACAGGCGCGAUAGAGACCGUGAUUCUCGCUCCAGACGCAGCGGCUCGCGCGGUGGCAGUAGCCGGGAUGACUAUGAUCGCAGUCGGAGGCGUCGCUCAGGUAGUCGCAGCUACGAUCGUCGCAAGAAUGAAACGCAUCGCAGUAGUCGGGACCGCAACAGUCGUGAGCGCGCCAGCCGAGAUCGCAACAGUCGGGAUCGUAGUAGCCGCGAUCGUGCCUACGUAAAUCCGUUUGACACCUCCAGUAAUCGCAGUUCGCUCUUCGAACAGCAGCCUCUUUCGCUCUUUGAGCGACAGCAGUCACAGCUGGAGACGAUUAGAGAGGAAACCAACUCACGCUUUGAUCUCACACAGACUAUACAAGAGCUCAUGAGCAAUGCAACCAAUAACAAAGGCUUUGCCUCACUCUUCAGCAGUCAAAAUAGCAAUGACUCGGCAAGCAAUGGGAUGGAGGAGAACUCAAUGGACAGCGCAGCUGAGCGCAAACGCAAGCGGAAAUCACGCUGGGGUGGCACUGAGAAAGAUAAGACGUUUAUACCGGGCAUGCCAACAAUAUUGCCAUCAACACUGGAUCCGGCACAGCAGGAAGCAUAUUUAGUUCAAUUCCAAAUCGAGGAAAUCAGCCGCAAGCUACGUACCGGCGAUCUCGGCAUCACGCAGACACCAGAAGAAAGAUCGCCUUCACCGGAACCCAUAUAUAGCUCUGAUGGCAAACGCUUGAAUACGCGUGAGUUUCGCUACCGCAAGCGCCUCGAGGAGCAGCGUCAUCAGUUGAUUGUCAAGAUGCAGGCGGUUAAUCCCGAGUUCAAGCCACCAGCUGACUACAAGCCGCCUGUAACGCGCGUCAGCGAUAAGGUGUUGAUUCCUCAAGAGCAGCAUCCGGACAUAAACUUUGUGGGUCUGUUGAUUGGUCCACGCGGCAAUACGCUGAAGGCCAUGGAAAAAGACACGGGAGCCAAGAUAAUUAUACGUGGCAAAGGCUCUGUGAAGGAGGGCAAAGUGGGUCGCAAGGAUGGACAGCCGCUUCCAGGCGAAGAUGAACCUUUGCAUGCGUUCAUAACAGCGCCAAAUCCUGAGGCAGUACGCAAGGCUGUCGACAAGAUCAAGGAUGUUAUACGCCAGGGCAUUGAAGUGCCCGAAGGCCACAACGAUUUGCGUCGCAUGCAACUGCGCGAGCUAGCGCAGCUCAAUGGCACCUUGCGUGAGAAUGAUGUACAGCGUUGCACCUGUGGCUCCACGGAUCAUAAGUCCUGGCAGUGUCCGGACAAACCAAUCAUAACGAACACCAUAGUGUGCACGUCUUGCGGCGGCACAGGCCAUUUGACCAAGGAUUGUCGCAACAAGCGUCCGGGCUCUGGUGUGCCGGGCAUGGCUUGUGAGGACUCGCAGGCUAAAAUAGACGAGGAAUACAUGAGUCUUAUGGCUGAGCUGGGCGAGGGACCGCCGCCCAAUGCUAAGAAUGAUACGCCGCCUACACCGCAACUGCAUCGCGCUAGUUACAGCAUCUUUGACAAGAAACCAACUCAGCUGCAAGCAAUACAGUCGCCACCCAGCUCCACGUCGCGCGAUCAGCGAGAUAUGAACAGUGGCGGUUGGGGCGGACCGCCACAGGAACUUGGCAUGGAUCAUGGCAUGAAUAUGGAUCACGGUAUGGCUAUGCCGCCAUUUGUGCCCGCUCCACCAGUGCCGCAUGCGCCGCCGCCCAUGCCGCCAUCGUUGAUGCCUUGGAUGAGCGCAAUGCAGCCGCCGCCACCAGCAACGGAGCCGAUUAAUCCGCCCAUACCGGGCACAUUACCGCCACUCAUACCUCCGCCACCUGGCACGAGUGCGCCGCCCAUGCCUCCCUGGGGCAGUUAUCCAAGCUAUCCUAGUUAUUCCGGCUAUGCACCACCGCCGCCGCCACCUUGCGUACCGCCACCACCUCCUCCUCCAGCUAAUUAAAAUUUUGUAAUCUUUGACCGC